This is a messenger RNA of Melanotaenia boesemani (Boeseman's rainbowfish), 1383 nucleotides long. RefSeq names its product galanin receptor type 1-like. Gene Ontology annotation, biological process: G protein-coupled receptor signaling pathway; immune response. Gene Ontology annotation, molecular function: G protein-coupled receptor activity. NCBI's taxonomy places the organism in Eukaryota, Metazoa, Chordata, Actinopteri, Atheriniformes, Melanotaeniidae. The coding region runs from base 18 to 1055 and encodes 345 amino acids. The record is from RefSeq and is a predicted model, not a curated record. Gene Ontology annotation, cellular component: membrane. The transcript has a single exon.
UUUUUUUCUGUGACUACAUGGAGACCUUGGGUCAGCAAAUAAAUAACAGUGGCCAAGACCAAAUAAACAAAAAAGAUGAGGCUGUAAUUAGAAUGCUGGUGCCUAUUCUGGAUGGGCUGAUUCUGGUGACUGGACUCGUGGGCCAAACCUUGGUCAUCAUCAUCCUUACUGGAAGGAGGAAGAAAGAAAGUCAACCUCCCCAUGGUACAGACACCCUGCUGCUGGCUCUGAGUGCUGCUGACCUGCUGCUGCUACUCUGUCUGCCCUUCCAAACAUCUGCCAUCACCCUGGGCUUCUGGCCUUUUGGCAACUAUCUGUGCAAAGCCAUCAGCUUUCUAGGUGUAACUUGUUCAGCUGCCUCGGUGUUUACCCUGGCAGCUUUGGCAGUGACACGUUAUCUUACGGUAGUACACCCGACAUGGACCUACCGUUCGAGGAUGCACAGGCGCAUUAAGAUAACGGUGGCUUUGCUCUGGAUCCCUGCUUCUGCUCUGGCAGCACCACAGUUUGCCUUCCGCACAAUAACCAUGUCCAGCACAGUAUACUGCUUUGCCUUCCUGUCUGACUUCAGUCAGCUGGUCUACAGCAUCGCCCUCUUCCUAUUUGGUUUUGCUCUACCGCUAAGCAUCAUUGUACUGAUGUAUACCAAGAUCUACUAUUUUCUUCGACAUGCAAGAAGGAUAGGGAACGCUCCCCAACUGGAACGUUAUCAGCGCCAAGUCACUCAUACUUCAGCUCUUUUGGUCCUGGUCUUCACUCUGCUGUGGCUGCCCUCCUACGCCCUCAUGUUCUCCAUCAUUGGAGGAACUUUAAUCACUUUACCUGGAAAAAAUGCAUUUGCCCUUCUGGCCAGACUAUUGUCAUCCUCAGUAGCAGUGAUUAAUCCUGUGUUGUAUGGCUUCAUGUCUCAGAAGUUUAGACGAGAUUUAUUAGAACUAGGACGAGAACGCUGCACAUGGUGCAGAAACUGUCUGACUUGCUGUCCAUGUGGGAUGAGCAGAAACAUCGUGAGGCCUUUUGAACUGGACACAACAUCUGAGAGAGCUCAAAACUGACUCUUUAAUUAAUCAGAAGGAAUAAAAGUGUUACAUCAUUAUCAUGUUUUUAUAUGGGAAACAUGUAAUUAUAUAUUUUUCCCAGUUAAAACAAAUGUAAGAUUACAUCUGAAAUACUCAAAGUGAUGUCAAAUGUAAAAUGCUGCUUUUUAGUAAAAUGUGAGGUGAUUUAUUGUAGAUGGCAUUCACCAACAUUUAUAACUUCUUAAGUGAUUAUUGUAUGGAUCAGCACAAAGUUGCAAAACACUAACAGUAUGAUGAUAUACUUGUAAUUAUACUGAAAGCUGAUGAAUGAUCGUUUAUAUUUAGAGUGUUCCUCCACAACUUA